Molecule: messenger RNA, 323 nt
Organism: Meloidogyne enterolobii
Lineage: Eukaryota; Metazoa; Nematoda; Chromadorea; Rhabditida; Meloidogynidae
Source: the annotation of a GenBank genome assembly
UUCUAUUGGGGCAUGGGCUUCUAUUGGGGCGUGGGCUUUUAUUAGAGACAAUCCGGUAAUUUAAAUGCAAAAAAUUCGUUGUUGUGAAAUAUGUGGGAAACAAAGUGAAGGCAGAAAUUAUAAUGUUAUUAGUUGUCCAAGCUGUAAGCAAUUUUUUCGGCGUACAGUUUUAUAUCAAAAGGUUGUCAAUUGUAAACGAAAUAAAAAGUGUGAUAUAAUAAAUGGUUGGUGUAAUAAUAUUAAUUAAAAAUAAGUAACUGAAAUUGUAUUACUUAUAUCAGGUGAUAAAUGUAGAGGUUGCCGUUUUGACAAGUGUUUAAUUG